Molecule: messenger RNA, 1312 nt
Organism: Hevea brasiliensis (rubber tree)
Lineage: Eukaryota; Viridiplantae; Streptophyta; Magnoliopsida; Malpighiales; Euphorbiaceae
Product: VQ motif-containing protein 4-like
Exons: 1
Coding region: 448-1173 (241 amino acids)
Source: RefSeq, a predicted model, not a curated record
UUGCUGCUGGUGGCACAGAUGCUUGUUGCCUAAAAAUUCCAAAUACAACCAAUAUCCUUUUCGAAGUUUUGAUCUUUAUUUCUUUGUAAUCCCAAAACCGUUGGGGACAUUUUCUCACCUAGCCAAUCACUCCACCAAAUUAAAAGAAAAAGCAUGGAAAAUUGAGCGCUAGAUAUAUGAUCUUGCGGCACACAAGUGCAACAAAAGCAAUACAAAACAAAAAGAAAGAAAAAUUAGCUAAUACCCCCUUUUAACACCCUCCUCAUCAAGCCUUGUUUUUCACUCCUCCUCCAUCUCUUAUUCUUUCCUCCAUUCCGCAUCCCCAAAAGUUCAUUUCUCAUUUCUUUGAUCUCUCUCUCUCUCUCUCUCUCUCUCUUGGUGGCAGUGGCGGUGAAGGUGAAGGAGGAGAGCGUGAUUGGAGAGGUAGGAGAGAGAACAAACCCAGGAAUGGAAACUACAACAAGAAUUCAAGAAAGCAAAAUCCCUUCUCCAAUAAACUCUCCUCACAGCAAUGGAAGCAACAAUGGGAUCCAAAUCCAUACCCCACCACUCACUCCAAUACCCAUCUCCAGAUCUGACGCUAACCCUUACCCAACAACCUUUGUCCAAGCAGACACCUCUACUUUCAAACAAGUAGUUCAAAUGCUCACUGGGUCAACAGAAACAGCAAAGCAAGCUUGUUCAAGAACUGCUCAAGAUCCAGCAGCAGCACCACCACCACCAACACCAACUACACCCACAUCGACUACUACUACGAGAAACUUCACCAUCCCUCCAAUCAAAAGCAUUCCAAAGAAGCAACAAAAUAGCUUCAAGCUUUACGAAAGGAGAAACAGCAAUCUUAAGAACAGUCUUAUGAUCAACACUUUGUUGCCUAGUUUUGCAAGUAAUAACUCAGUUACAGGAUUUUCGCCAAGAAACAAGCAGGAGAUUUUGUCUCCAAGCUUGCUUGACUUCCCUAGUCUGACACUUAGUCCGGUAACUCCAUUGAAUAAUGAAGACCCUUUCAAUAAGAGCUCCCCAUCUUUAGGGAAUUCAUCGUCAGAGGAGGAAAGAGCGAUAGCAGAGAAAGGGUUUUACUUGCAUCCUUCGCCCAUAUCUACUCCUAGAGAUUCAGAGCCACAAUUGCUGCCGCUGUUUCCUGUGACCUCACCAAAAGUUUCAGGUUCUUGAUUUUCUUGAAGAUGGAAGAAAAAAGGAUUGUAAGGAGUUGAUGGGUUUUGGAUGGUUUUGAGGGAGAGGUAGAGAACUUUGGUUUAAUUGUACAAUUUGAUCUCUCUUUUCAUGAUAGAUAUGGUAAAGCCUUUGUUUA